CUGCAAGCUGGGCGCCUUCCUUCUACAGAACCCAUGCCCCCUUGCAAGGAAACCAUGGAAUUUCCCCAGGAGUCUUCGACAACUCCAGGCCACAGGAAGGUCACAAAUGGUCAGACAAGGAAUGAAUUCGAGGGAGGAAGCACCAGCCCUGCCCACGUUGUCUGGGGCCCCUACCAAGGGGACAGGAAAGCCCCACAAACAGGACCUGGAGCAUCCAGGGAGCAUCUGGGCUGCAGGGCACAUCUCAGCCGCCCCUUCUUUGGUGAAGCCUUCCUUGACUUCCCAGUUUCCUGAGGCAAAGUUAAUUGCUUCCCCACCAUCAUUAAUUCUGGCGGGGUCCGGGCCACGCCUGGGUGCAAAUCCUGCCUCCAUGACUUCCUAGUUGUACCGUGGCCACAUCUCUCCACUUCUGCAAGCCUCAAUCUUUUUAUCUGUAAAAUGAGGCUAAUAAUAAAAGCACCUAUUUUAUAGGGUUAAUGUUCAGUUAAAUGCAAUAAUCUGCUUAUAACAGUGGUGGUCAGUAAAUGCUAGCCAUUUCUUAUAACUCAAAUUCUUUUCUGCCUUGUCUGUACUUUCAAAAUGCAAACCUCUUGAAAGUAGAGUCUGAGUCCACCCCAGCCUCAUG
Symphalangus syndactylus (siamang) is the source of this 625-nucleotide messenger RNA. It is a transcript of the gene SLC30A4-AS1, whose product is annotated as SLC30A4 antisense RNA 1. NCBI's taxonomy places the organism in Eukaryota, Metazoa, Chordata, Mammalia, Primates, Hylobatidae. The record is from RefSeq and is a predicted model, not a curated record.